AUGGAUUUCGUUCGCGACUGCAAUACUAUUUCUUUCUCUUUAACUACUGGUCGGCGGAAUGUGGAGAAUAUUAUUGUUGCACUUCCAAAGGAUAUCAUGAUUUUUAUUCUAAACAAGUUAGACCUGGUGAGCUUCCAUAACUUUAGUAAAGUCUGCCUGUCCUGGCAAUGGAUUGCUCUUGCUGCCAAAAACAAAAUCCCAUGGAUUUUCAGUCUCUUUAAUAGCAAGCUUUUCAGGUUAGAAUUGCCGCCUGAAGUAUAUGAGACUAAGUGUUGUGGGUCUAACUGGGGAUGGUUGAUAAUGGAGGGUAUUAAUCAAGGAAACAAUUUCCUUUUGAACCCAAUGACCAGGGUACUAAUUGGCCUUCCACCUAAAGCUACUCUUCCUUCUCUCAAUCACAUUGACAAGGCUAUAUUGUUGUCGCCUCCUCUUGACAAUAAAAUUGGAUCCCUUGUGGCGACUAAUGAUUGUGUUGUCAUGGUGAUCUAUUCAUCCUUGGAGUCCGAUUCAUUGGGUCUAGGCUGUUUAGCCUUCUGUAGACUAAGGGAUGAGAAGUGGACUGCCAUUGAAAAUAACCAUUCUUGGUUUGAAGACAUUAUAUUCUACAAUGGAGUAGUGUAUGCCAUUAAUUUCAAAUUUGAUAUUGUACUUGUGGAGUUUGACCCUAAUCCAAAAGGGACAAGGUGUCACAUCGCUCCUCCAGCAAGAGAAUUUGACUCCCGUGCAUUGAAGGACAUUUAUUUGGUGGAAUCUCUUGGAGAGUUGUUGGUGGUUUUAAGAUGUCGUUUGUUUCUUAACCAAUCUGGUACAUUCAAGAUAUUCAAGUUAGAUACAAAGGGUAGAUGUUGGAUUAAGGUGGAGGACUUGGGUGAUCAAAUGAUAUUUAUUAGCAAAACAAGUACUGGUUUCUCUCGCUCAGCACUUGAUUACCAUGGAUUUAGAAGAAAUUCCAUAUAUUUCUAUCUUAAUGAAUCGAAAUGUGACAAGUUAGGGGAGUUUCACUUAGAAGAUGACAGCAUUUCAAGUUUUGACCUAGAUUAUUGGCACUCCCUUCCAUUUCUAUCCAUUUGGUUCACAUCAACUUCUAGGUUGUGA
Macadamia integrifolia is the source of this 1095-nucleotide messenger RNA. Its product is annotated as putative F-box protein At5g55150. Bases 1 to 1095 code for a protein of 364 amino acids. The transcript has a single exon. The record is from RefSeq and is a predicted model, not a curated record. NCBI's taxonomy places the organism in Eukaryota, Viridiplantae, Streptophyta, Magnoliopsida, Proteales, Proteaceae. Gene Ontology annotation, molecular function: protein binding.